Messenger RNA from Diachasma alloeum, 5801 nucleotides. It is a transcript of the gene sei, whose product is annotated as potassium voltage-gated channel unc-103. NCBI's taxonomy places the organism in Eukaryota, Metazoa, Arthropoda, Insecta, Hymenoptera, Braconidae. Gene Ontology annotation, biological process: membrane repolarization during action potential; potassium ion transmembrane transport. Bases 585 to 4886 code for a protein of 1433 amino acids. The record is from RefSeq and is a predicted model, not a curated record. The transcript has 23 exons. Gene Ontology annotation, cellular component: membrane. Gene Ontology annotation, molecular function: inward rectifier potassium channel activity.
GAAAUAAAGAAAAAGAAAAAUUGAAAAAAAAAGUUAAUAGUGAAUUCUUUAAAUCUAUAUCACUUGGCAUUUUACUACACGAGAUUAUGAAUUAUAGUAAUUGAUGAAUAUUUAAAGUCUCACAUUGGCCUUCAGCGCACUUAAGCAUACUAAUAAUAAUAUCGAUGAAUAAAAUUGGAGAGUGAGACGAGCAAUCGAUGAUUCAACAUUUUUUCGAGUAUACAAGGCUUUUUUCAUGAUAAAAGAUAAAUCAUUCGAGUUUUAAGAGUGCGUUCACUUGAAAUUAUUGAUAAAAAUAAUUAUGCUCAAUUCGUGCUGUGCUUUUUUACAUAAAUUAAUAUAAAAUUAAUAUAAAUUGACAUUAGAUGAUUAGUACGCAGUGAUUAGAUUGAUAAAUUUGAUGGGCAAACGGCGGCGACGAACUAGAGCUUCUUGUGCUGAAUGAACUCAUUGUUAUUUCAAGUUUUGUUCCGUUGAAUUGAAUGAGGGGAGGGUUUUUUAGAAAAUUUGCGAGAGUGAUUGUGGUGCUGUGAGGGGAGAGUGAAAAUAUUUCUUUGGUUGUAUUUCAUUGUGAUUGAGGAGAGAUGCCUGUCAGACGGGGCCACGUUGCACCGAGGACCACCAUCAUUGAGACUAUCAUCAGGAAGUUUGAUACACAUGACAGAAGUUUUCUGGUAGCAAACGCUCAACAAGGUUUAUGUCACAUAAUCUACUGUUCAGAUGGCUUCUGCCGUCUCACGGGAUAUUCAAGAGCGGAGGUAAUGCAGAGGCCAGCAGUAUGCGAUUUUCUCCAUGGUCCAAUGACCUCACCCCACGCGAUUGCUGCACUGAGGGAUGCACUACUAGCUGGAGCUGAGAAACAUUUUGAAAUUCUCUAUUACAGGAAAGAUGGCACCAAGUUCUUGUGCAGCGAGGUCAUCGCGCCGAUAAGAAGCGAGGUAGACGACAUAUGUCUGCAGAUAAUCAACUUCGAAGAUCUCAGCGCACAGCCAACUCCACCACCAGCCGUACCAGCGCCGAGUCCUGCCAACAACAGGCUAGUAACUCGAUUCGAUCGAGCGAGGGCAUCAUUCCGCGCUGGUCUAUCAAGAACCGGUGUUGUUGGACCACCGAGAGUGAGGAACAGACCACGUGCGCCAUCAACAGUGCCUCAGCCGCGUCACCUGCCCGACGGGACCAUUCUAGAUGAAGAUGCCUCCGAAAAUUGUCCACUGACGUCGGGAUCCUCCACAAUGGUGGAAUCCUGGGGAUCAGCGAGGAUAGGUACACCACCACCAUCAGGUGCCCCUGCAGGACCACCUCUGCCCAUAAGCACAAGUACCUGCGGAGUUUCCGGAGGUCUCGUAACCAUGCCACCUGCAAGACCUAGUCCAACGUGCGUACCAACAGCUGCUCCUAUCGCGAGUCCUGAAGGCGUAAGCGACGUAUCACCGAAAUCAGGAAUUUGGGAGGGUCAACAUACAUCUCCAGGGAACGGCAAUGACGAACCAUCGAGAAGUGUAUCACACGCAGCCAGUCUGGAUGCAAUAUCAAAGCGAAUGGUCAAAUCCGACAUGGCCAAAAUACCCUGUAGAAGUCUAACAUGCAGUGUCUCCACGAAACACUCGAAGAUAUUUCCCGGUGUUGCAUCGGAGAGUGACUUACAGAGAUGGCGAACAUCGAGAGAGAGAAAAUCUCCGUCACUCAGUCAAAUGGGAUCAGACUCUGUCAAACACAAAUUUUCUCUACAGGAUAACGGCUCUGCCAAGUACUUCCAGGGGGUGAUGCAUACGCCGAAUAUGGGGGAAAAAGUCGCCCAGGUAUUGUCCCUCGGUGCUGAUGUUCUACCUGAGUACAAACUGCAAUCGCCACGUGUACACAAGUGGACAAUUCUUCAUUACUCACCAUUCAAAGCUGUGUGGGAUUGGAUCAUUCUCAUUCUGGUUAUGUACACUGCUAUUUUUACCCCCUACGUUGCUGCAUUCCUCCUUGGUGAACCCGAUUACGGUAGUAAAAAGAAGGCAACUAAGUAUAGUGAAGAUCCUAUUGUCAUCAUUGAUCUGAUCGUCGAUGUGACUUUUGUCGUGGACAUACUCAUAAAUUUUCGCACGACCUUCGUCAAUCCGAACGACGAGGUUGUCUCAGGACCAUGGAAGAUAGCCGUCCACUACCUGAGGGGAUGGUUCGUCAUCGACUUGGUAGCUGCCAUUCCCUUCGACCUGUUAUUAUAUGGUUACAAUACUGACGAGACAACGACCCUGAUGGGACUACUGAAGACUGCACGUCUAUUGAGGCUGGUAAGGGUUGCCCGUAAAAUCGACCGUUACAGUGAAUAUGGGGCAGCAGUACUACUACUACUAAUGGCAACAUUUGCCCUCAUCGCUCAUUGGAUGGCUUGCAUUUGGUACGCUAUCGGUAAUGCUGAGCGACCGUCCCUCAAGAGUAAAGUUGGAUGGUUGGAUAUUCUCGCUAAUGAUACGCAUCAAUUCUAUUUCAAUAACAACACUGGCGGACCUAGUAUAAAGAGUCGUUACAUAACAGCUCUGUACUUCACCUUCAGCAGCUUAACAUCCGUAGGUUUUGGUAAUGUAGCCCCCAACACAGACACCGAGAAAAUCUUCACAAUCGUCGUCAUGUUAAUUGGCUCUCUCAUGUACGCCAGUAUAUUCGGCAACGUAUCGGCGAUAAUUCAACGCCUCUACAGUGGCACUGCCAGGUAUCAUACGCAGAUGCUUCGCGUGAGGGAAUUCAUAAGAUUCCAUCAAAUACCAAAUCCCCUUCGUCAACGUUUAGAAGAGUACUUCCAGCAUGCCUGGACUUACACGAACGGCAUUGACAUGAAUAGCGUUCUCAAAGGUUUUCCGGAGUGCCUCCAAGCGGACAUUUGUCUUCAUUUAAACCGACAACUCCUCAACAACUGCAAAGCCUUUGAGAAAGCCAGUCCCGGGUGUUUGAGGGCUCUCUCUCUAAAAUUCAAAACAACUCAUGCACCACCUGGUGACACUCUAGUCCAUCGUGGUGACGUUUUAACGUCACUCUAUUUUAUAUCACGUGGUAGUAUCGAAAUACUGAAAAACGACAUUGUAAUGGCCAUCCUCAAUCCACCUGAUAUAUUCGGUGAAAAUCCUUGUGAGCAUGCGACCGUUGGAAAGUCUUCCUGCAAUGUACGAGCGUUGACAUAUUGUGAUCUUCAUAAAAUACAUCGCGAUGAUCUAUUGGAUGUUCUUGCACUUUAUCCAGAAUUUCAUCAGCAUUUCAUCGAAAAUUUGGAGAUAACUUUUAAUAUGAGAGAUGAAGAACAAGCUGGCGUUGAUCCAAUCUCUGCACGAUUUCCAGUGAGCACACCAACGGAUAUUGACACUGAUACGAGAAGAUUUGCUUUCCGUCCACCUAGAUAUCGUUAUGGGCCUGGCGGUCAAAGUUUAACGAGUGCACACUUAUUGCCAAGUGGUAGACAAGACUCACUUCAGGACGAUGCUGAUGAAUUUGAUAAAGCGAGUGGCCACGGUAUUCUUGAGUUCAGCACAGACAAAGCAGGGCAAGAUGUCACACCGCUCAAUCUCGAGUUCGAGGAACCAAAACAAAGGAGCUCCACAUUGAAUUCAAUAACCGGCAUGCUAACCCAUCUCAAGCGCAGUAUACCGGAUCUACGUCAGCAGAAGAUUCACCUACAGCCGCUGACGAGUCACGACUAUCUAGCUAAACAGGCUACGACGACAUUGGUGAGACCAGGGAGACGUAGUUCCGCGGUGGUUGAGAGUAGUAUGGCUAGUCAUGGCAUUCAACCAACAUCAAAUUCAUCAAGUCAUUAUACAAUACCAUCACCAUCGCAACAGCAGCAACAGCUGUUGCACCCUUCAUCCAAUGGAGACUUUCAAAGUGGACCCGGCCGACCACUGGACGAGUUGAACACUAGGCUAGAUGAAUUAUCAAAACAAGUGUCAUCCCUAGAGCGUACAAUGGCAAGUGACAUAAGACUCAUUUUGGCAUUGCUACAGCAAACAUUAGACACAUCCAAGGAGAGUUCCAGCACCGAAAUGAUGCCUGGCACAGCGCCAGCUGCAACAACAGGACCAAGGUCAAAUCGUGCACCAGCACUGGCACAAAGAUCAGCCAGUGAGCCACAAUCAUCAUCGAUACCAGCAACAUCAUCAACCAAUGGAAAUGGCACAAAAAUACAGUCAAGUGCGUCUCACAGUCUUUUCCGCUUUCUUUCCAAAUCCCUGGAUCAGUUGCAUUUGAUUUCGGCGCGUUUUGUUUUGGAAAAGUUGGACAAAUACCGAAGGCCACCAUCGAGCAGAGAUCCAACAUCAACAUCUUCAGGCACAUCACGAUUAACAGUAACAUCUGAUACAUCAGCCCUUGCCACUGCCCUGCAGAGUGCCCUGAAUGGUGCUGCUAGUAGAACAGCACCAACCCGAUCACAGAGUCAGCCGGUUGAUCUUACGGGACCACCAACGACUUCACAAUCACAUCAUCACCAUCAUCAGCCGCAGUUGUAUGGAUGGCAUAGCCAACCAGCUGCUUUGAGACGUGGUGAAUUCAGGACUGGAUACAGUUCAUUCAAUAAACGUUCAGAACCCGAGUCCGACGAUCCCUGGAGUACCUGUGCAGUAUCAACAGUCGAGACACGCCCCACAGCAGCGAUUCAGCGUCCCCGCAGUAGUGAGCAGAAGAAAGAACUAAGUCCCUCACAGUCUCAUCGUAGCACAAAUCUGGAUUACAGUGGCACUACGACGAUACCAAAGCCAGACAUUAGAACUCAGCAAACGCCAGAUAUUCCAGCCCCGAGAACCGAGACAACCAGACAAACAAGUGAGGACAUAUCAUGGGAGUUCACCUUGACCGAAGCGCCAAUAGCACGAUUGGAAUCAUUAGACGAACUCGAUCAAGAUCACGGUAGUUAAAACAAAUGAUUCAUUCAUCAAUGAUGAAAUAAUUUUCAGUGAAUUUGUGCGAGCAGAUUCAAUUAUGGUCAUUAACAGACUAUAACGUUCACAAGUAAUAUAAUAUUUUGGCUGUGCUUGUAAUAAGCCCAUUUGGGCUCUCCAUCAUCUAUGUUAACAUUAUCGCAAUUGCGCAAAAAAACACGUUAUUACACGUCCACGUUUUUACAUUUAAACGAAUGGAGCGUAGAUGAAAUUUUAUAAUUUCAAAUGAUUUUGUAAUGCUGAGUGGGGGCCCUGAAGAGACUGGUUGAUCUGGAAGUAUGAGUUCAUGGUGGCUGGUGGGGUACCGAUGCGAUUCCAACAGGAAUAAUGAGAACUAAGAUUUAAUGCUGCAGAAAGCUUUCAUUCAUGAAGAAUAGAGGGAAGGGGAUCGAACUGAAUGGGGGCCUCCAUUGAAAAUGGGGAGGGUAAAUGAAUCGGCACGGUAGGUGAUGAAGACUCCUGCAGGUGGCUCUUGGAUUGAAUAUGACUCAUUCAUGGACACAAGAUUUCCCAUGUAGUAGUGUAUUUCUUGAUUCUGCCUUAAAAUCCGAUUUAUCCGUCAAUACGCUUCUUAGCUUCUUGUUUUAUUCUGUUUUCUAUCAUUAUUCUUCAAUGAAAUGAAAAAAGUUUGAUGAUAGUGACGCGGAGGUGUUCUUCGUUUACGAAAGCGCGAAACUUCCUUCAAAUGUUCAAUUUAAAAUAGCAAAAUACAUCUACUCUUGUUUCCACUUGAUCCAAGCAAAUCACUAAUACCAUUCUAAACUUCCGUCUCCACCACGACUGUGUCUCAUCGCUCACAACUGCAGCGACCUCUACGAUUUAUUUGAAAUUUUCGAUUUAGGCCCAAGAUCAGUACACUGAUAGAAUGAUUUAUUUGUUCCAAACGAGAUU